Molecule: messenger RNA, 1290 nt
Organism: Fopius arisanus
Lineage: Eukaryota; Metazoa; Arthropoda; Insecta; Hymenoptera; Braconidae
Gene: Dlc90F
Product: dynein light chain 90F
Exons: 3
Coding region: 478-813 (111 amino acids)
Biological process (GO): microtubule-based movement
Cellular component (GO): cytoplasm; cytoplasmic dynein complex
Molecular function (GO): dynein intermediate chain binding
Source: RefSeq, a predicted model, not a curated record
GAGGAACGAACCAGAUGCCAAAACCAGAUGAUUCUGAUUCAGAAGGGCGAUUUUCCAGUUUCUACACUGUUUUGUUUGACAUGACAUUUAUUAUUUUACUUCAGUCAUUAACUAAUUUUGAAGUUUGGUAAAUGACUUAUUAAGAGUCCAUCCUUAAAGUUAUUUAAAAGAAUUAUAUACGUAUUUGUGCAUAAAUUGGAAUUGGAAUUGUAAGACACUGGUGAUUGAAGGAGGUUAAUUGACUGAAAGACUCGGGGCGUUUUCGCACUUUGUACGUGUCAAACUUCUUUUUUUUUGCCGCUCUGAACAUGGAAUAAAAGGGUUUGUGUUAUCAGAGGUAUAUCUGGUGACGUUUCGACGAACGGCUGAAGGACAAUUAAAGAUUUCUCCCUGAAAGUGAAGGAAUUAAAGAAAUUGAGUUGACGACGGGGAAUAACCAAUAAGACCUGAAAUUGAGGAAGCAAUCAAGAUUUGAGUAUGGAAGAUACACAAGAAGAAACACAAUUUGUGGUCGAUGAUGUGAGCAAAAUCAUCAAGGAGGCAAUUGAAGUAUCAAUUGGCGGAGAUGCAUAUGCACACAACAAAGUUAGUCAGUGGACGACAAAUGUGGUUGACGGAUGCUUAGUGAGCCUCGCAAAAUUAUCGAAACCUUAUAAAUACAUCGUCACAUGUACAAUUAUGCAAAAGAAUGGAGCAGGUCUGCACACCGCGAGCUCCUGCUUCUGGGACAACGCAACGGAUGGCAGUUGCACAGUCCGCUGGGAAAAUAAAACAAUGUACUGCAUCGUUUCGGUUUUCGGAUUGGCUAUUUAAAUGCUUCUAGUCAGCUUCCAAUGAAGCCAAAUGAUACUUUUUGGGAUUUUAAGGAUGAAUGCUCGCGGAAAGAGAAGAAAAAGGGGAUUCAUUUGGCUUUGAAGGCUACUCCAUGUAGAUAUUCCUCACACUUUUGUUUACAAACUAACAUAUUAGAUCUUUACUUCGCUCGUAAUCAAAUUGUUCGUAAUGCUCUCAUUUGAAAUGCAUAGUUUGGAUCUAAUCGAUAUUUACUGCGCAUUUUGUACUGUUCAAUAUCUUCGUUUGUGAGAAAUAAAGGAUAUAUUUGAUUUAAUUUAUUUUAUACUUCAUUAGGGUAGGAAAAUUUAAUUUUGAAAAAUGAUAACGAUGGGACAAAAGCCCUGUAGAAAUGUGCUUCUCUCAUUAUUGAAAUCGAAACACUAUUCUUGUACGGAUCAAUUAAAUAUCUGUCUUAUUCUUCUUUUUGUAUCACAAAUAUAAGCAUAAUGAUCUUAC